AUGUUAUCUCGAAUGAGUAACCUUCGUGUUGUUUAUGUUACGGCUCCUUCGAAAGAUGUUGCCCUUAAGAUUGCUAGGGCGGCAGUGGAGAACAAGGUGGCUGCUUGUGUAAAUAUCAUUCCUGGUGUGACAUCUAUAUAUGAAUGGGAGGGGAAGCUGCAUGAAGAUUCCGAAGUGGUCAUGAUUUUUAAGACGCAAGAGCAGCGGGUUGAGGAGCUCCACAAAGUGAGUCUUCGCGUGUCUCAUUUAUCGUUAGGAGAGGUCAUUAUGGCUAACCACACUUACGAUGUGCCAGCUUUUGUUUCGAUUGCAGCUGAUGCAGUGUCAUCCCCAUAUGCUCAAUGGGUCAUUGAUCAAACCAAAUAA
Messenger RNA from Angiostrongylus costaricensis, 366 nucleotides. NCBI's taxonomy places the organism in Eukaryota, Metazoa, Nematoda, Chromadorea, Rhabditida, Metastrongylidae. The record is from the annotation of a GenBank genome assembly.